AUGUCGUCUUCAAGCCAUCUGACUGUGGCUCAAACCAAGGAGACCAAGGUCAAUAAGCGUCAUAGUAGUUUUAAUUUACGUACAACAACACCUUCGGAAAACGUUACAUCGGAUACACAUCGUUCAUCAUCUCCGAAAAUCAAUUCCAAUUAUCUUUAUUAUGUAAACGCUGAACCUGCUCGAAAACAAUCAAUAACAGUUACACAUACGAUAUCACCAACACCAUCAUUUACAGGAACAUCUUUAAAUGUUCGUCGAAAAUUAAGUGCUAUUUCAUUACCUGUACCUUGGUAUAAACGUACGCGUUCACCUAGUGACGAUAAAACAUCAAUUGAUUUGUUUUCAAAGCACGUAAAACAACAACAACAACAACAAAAAUCUCAUAAUCCUCAUAAAAUGUCGAGAGAUCGUCUGUUAACAUUAGAUAGAUUAUUCAGUAGCGUUACACAUACCACACAGUCGACAAAUGAUGAUGAAGCUACAUCACCAAUAACGGAAUUGACAGCACUCGAUACAUCAAUAAAAUCUAGCGAAAAAUCUGUGAAAACAAUGAAAGAAAACGGUUAUAUAAAUAAUACACAUCUAAUGACCAGGCUGCAGUGCACAACGAAAGGUACGAAAGCGUUACGCCUUCUAGGCGAUGGUGGCGUAGCGAAUAAUUGUGAUAAAAAGUCUGAUCAUGCAUUCUAUACAAAAGAUUCUAUUCUAUCUAAAGUUGCUGCACGUGGAAAUAGUCAACGUCGACUUUUACUAAAAAAUGGUGAAGUCAACAUUUCCAGAUUUAAUAUUGAAAAACGUCGUCGGCAAUAUCUUGCAGAUAUAUUUACAACAUUGAUUGAUUUAAAAUGGCGUUAUACAUUAUUUUUAUUUACACUUGGAUUUUGUUUAAGUUGGUUAGCAUUUGCUUUAAUAUGGUAUUUAUUAAUGUAUAUACAUGGAGAUCUUCUUCCAGAAGAAUAUCAACAAGCAAAUUAUACUGCAUGUGUAGCCGGUGUAUAUUCAUUUGCUGGUGCAAUACUUUUUUCAAUUGAAACACAACAAACAAUUGGUUAUGGUACACGUGUUGUUAAAGAAACAUGUUAUUUUGGUAUUAUUAUUAUAAUGAUACAAUCAAGUAUAGGUGUUCUAUUACAAUCAUUUAUGGUUGGUGUUGUAUUUGCAAAAAUUUCUCGACCUAAAAAACGUACGGAAACAUUAAUAUGGUCACGUGAAGCAGUUAUAUGUUUACGUGAUGGACAAAUGGCAUUACAAUGUCGUGUUGGUGAUAUGCGUAAAUCACAUAUUGUUGAAGCACAUAUUCGAAUGUAUUUAAUAAAAAAACGUGUUACAUUAGAAGGUGAAAUAUUACCAUUACAUACCUAUGAUAUGAAUGUUGGAUUUGAUAAAGGUGUUGAUCGAUUAUUUUUAAUUUGGCCAUUAGUUAUUGAACAUAUUAUUGAUGAACAAUCACCAUUAUAUGAAGUUAGUCGUGCGGAUUUAUCUAAACAACGUUUUGAAUUAGUUGUUAUACUUGAAGGUAUUAUUGAAUCAACAGGUAUGACAACACAAGCACGAACAUCUUAUUUACCAUCAGAAAUCUUAUGGGGAUAUCGUUUUGAACGUUUAAUUACAUUUCAACGUGAUGAUGGUUUAUAUCGUAUUGAUUAUUCACGUUUUAAUUUAAGUUAUCCAGUUGAUAUGAUAACAUGUAGUGCUAAGGAAUUAAAAGAAUUACAUGAAUUAGAAAAAUGGCAAGAAAAUAAUCCAUAUCACAAUCAGGAAAAAUCUGAUAAUUCUGCAUCAGUGCCAAAUACAGCCGCAACAACAGCAUCGUCUUUUGUUUGGCAAGAAAAAAAGGAGAGCACUUUGUGA
This is a messenger RNA of Adineta steineri, 1851 nucleotides long. The record is from the annotation of a GenBank genome assembly. Lineage: Eukaryota; Metazoa; Rotifera; Eurotatoria; Adinetida; Adinetidae.